GCGUGCAGCAGCAGCAGGAUGGAGAGCAAGCCAGCAGUGAAUGGCCGGGCUGUCCCUGGUGAAGUUGUGUCAGGGACCAACCACUUGUGCCAAGACGCGAUGCCGCGCAAGCAGCAAAAGGCAGCUGGCAGGGAUGUGGGGCCAGGUGCUCCAGGGAAACCCUUGGAGACAGCUGGCAGCAUUGCAGGCGUGUAUGUAGAGGCUUCAAAGAGGAUAAUGAGCUUCUAUGAGGCCACCAGAGAGCAUCUGCUGAGCCUGGAUUCGGCCCUGAGCCUCCUGGAGGCGCAGGCAGCCACGGGCUCCAUCUCCGACCCGCUGAGGAGCCGCCGUGUGCCCGUGGCAGAGGCCGUGAGGACGGGGCUGGUGGGGCUGGAGCUGAAGGAGAGGCUGCUCUCGGCUGACAGGGCUGCUACCGGCUUCCUGGACCCCUACACUGAGGAGAAAAUCUCGCUCUACCAGGCCAUGCAGAAGGAGCUGGUGGGGAGGGAGCAGGGCAUCCGCCUGCUCCAGGCCCAGGUGGCGACCGGAGGCGUCAUUGACCCGGCCACCGGCGCCCGGCUCCCGGCCCAUGUGGCCUGUGAGAGGGGGUACCUGGAUGAGGAGAUGAGCCAGCUUGCCUCUGACCCCGGCAGUGAGGACAGCAGGGUGUUCCUUGACCCCAGCACCAUGGAGAAGGUCACUUACUCGGAGCUGAGGAAGAGGUGCAUCGUGGAUCCGGCCUCAGGCUUCCUCCUCCUGCCGCUGCAGAUCACAUUCCCGGGGAUGGGAGGGAGGGUGAGCAGCAGGGACCUGAUGGACUCUGGCAUCAUCAGCCCUGACGUGUUCCGAGGCCUCGAGGAGGGAGGAAUCUCUCCCCAGGAGGUGGCAGAGAAUGAGAUUGUUCAGCACUUCCUGCGUGGGACCAGGAGCGUGGCUGGGGUUGUCCUGCCUUCCGGGGAGCAGAAGAGCCUUUACCAGGCGCUGAGGGAGCAUCUCCUGGUGCCUGGUGCUGCUCUCAUGCUCCUGCAAGUCCAGGCCUCCACUGGCAGCCUGACAGACCCCCUGAAGAACAAGAACUACUCCGUGGAUGAGGCUGUCAGGGUUGGUCUCAUUGGCCCAGAGCUUUACGAGAAGCUGUCCUCAGCUGAGAAAGCCAUCACUGGGUACAGGGACCCGUCCACCGGGGAAAUGCUCUCCCUGUUCCAAGCCAUCAGGAAGGGCUUUGUUCCCAGGGACCAUGGCCUCUGCCUCCUGGAGGCUCAGCUGGCCACAGGGGGUGUCAUCGCCCCGGGCAGGCACCUGCGUGUCCCCAUGGAGACAGCCUGCGAGUGGGGGUACCUGGACGAGGCCACCAGGCAGCUCCUGUCCAGCCCAAAUGAUGACACAAAGGGGUUCUUUGACCCCAGCUCCAAGGAGAAGCUGAGCUACGCAGAGCUGCUCCAGCGCUGCGUCACUGACCCCAGCACAGGGCUCCUGCUGCUGCCACUCCCUGGGGACAGCAGCGAAGGGUCCCAGGGGACACUUGGCUUCUUUGACCACAGGACCCAGACAGCUCUGGAAAACACGCAGGUGCCCGUGGCUGUGGGGAAAUUCAAAGGCAAGCCGGUGUCCCUGUGGAAACUGCUCUUCUCUGACUACAUCCAGGGUGAGCAAAGAGCUGCGCUGGCUCAGCAGUUCCUGGCAGGAGUGCUCUCCCUGCAAGGCUUGGGAGAGGCCAUCAGAGCCGCCGUUGAGGAAAAUGCUGCCACUGCUAACGUCACCUUCAAGGGCCUGAGGGAGCAGGUGACAGCUGACCAGCUCCUGAGCUCAGAAAUCAUCAACAAAGACUUGUUCAAGAAACUCAAGGAGGGAGAAACGUCAGCCAAAGAGGUGGUGGGCAUGGACACUGUCAGGAAGUACCUGCAGGGCACGGGCAGCAUCGGGGGGCUGCUGCUCCCCGACUCCCAGGAGAAGAUCAGCAUCUACCAGGCGAAGCGCAAGGGGCUCCUCAGGCCGGGAACAUCUCUGAUCCUCCUGGAGGCCCAGGCUGCCACGGGGUUCGUCAUUGACCCCGCUGCCAACAAGAGGUACUCUGUGGACGAGGCUUUGCGAGCAAACGUCAUCGGCCCCGACGUGUACGACAAGCUGCUGGCUGCAGAGAAAUCUGUUACUGGCUACCGAGAUCCUUACUCAGGGGACAAGAUCUCCCUGUUCCAGGCCAUGCAGAAGGAGCUGAUCGUCAGGGACCACGGCAUCCGCCUGCUCGAGGCCCAGAUCGCCACCGGCGGCAUCAUCGACCCCGUCAACAGCCACCGCAUCCCCGUGGAGGUGGCCUACAAGCGUGGCUACUUUGACAAGAAGAUGAAUUUAAUCCUCUCCGACCCCAGCGAUGACACCAAGGGCUUCUUUGACCCCAACACGCACGAGAACCUGACCUACCUGCAGCUGAAGGAGAAAUGCAUCACCGAGCCCUCCACGGGGCUCUGCCUCCUCCCUCUGAACAGCAAGAAGAGGCAGUUCGUGGAUGAGGCCACCAGGCAGGUGUUCAGGAGCUCCUGGCUGCCCGUCAGGUUUGGGCGUCUGCGGGGGGAGAAGGUCUCGGUGUGGGACCUGCUGAACUCCGAGUACUUCAGCGAGGGGAGGCGCCGGGAGAUUUUCAACCACUUCCAGCUGAGGAAGCUCAGCCUGGAGCAAAUCCGGCUGAUGCUGGAGGAGGAGAUGAAGAAAUGGGCCCCCAUCAAGUUCCCGGCCAUGAGAGGCAACGUCAGCGCUUACCACCUGAUGGAAACCGGUGUCAUCGACAGGGCCCUGUUUGAGCAGGUGCUGGAGGGCUCCGUCACCCCAGAACAAGUCCUGCACAUGGACUCUGUCAGGAAGUACCUCUACGGCUCAGGCAGCAUCGGGGGGAUCGUGCUCCAGCCAUCCAACCAGAGAAUGAGCAUUUAUGAGGCCAUGAAGCAGAACAUCGUUGUGCCAGGAGUGGCCCUGCCCCUGCUGGAGGCCCAGGCUGCCACGGGCUUCAUUAUUGACCCUGUGAACAACCAGAAGCUCUGUGUGGAUGAGGCCGUCAAGGAGGGAGUCAUUGGGCCAGAUGUCCACGAGAAGCUGCAGCAGGCUGAAGGGGCCGUGACAGGCUAUAAAGACCCUUUCACGGGCAAGAAGAUCCCCCUUUUCCAGGCCAUGAAGAAGGGCCUGAUUGCGGACAAGCAGGCCAUGCAGCUGAUGGAGGUGCAGAUGGCCACAGGAGGCAUCAUCGACCCAACGUGCGGCCACCACAUCCCCCUGGAGUCGGCCCAGCAGCGAGGCUGCCUGGAUGAGGACACCAGCAAGGCCCUCUCCAAGCCCAGCGACGACCACAGGGUGUUCUGCCUCCCGGACAGCAAAGAGAGCGUGACCUACGCCGAGCUCAUCCAGCACUGCCAGAAGGACGACGUCUCCGGCUUCCACUUGCUGCCUCUGGCACAGGCAGCUGCUCCUGCCUACACCGACGAGCAAAUCCAACAGAUCUUCAAGGAAACCAUGGUGAAGGAGAAAGGAGUGUCCCUCUGGGAGCUCAUGCACUCGGGGUACUUCACCAAGGAGCAGAGGAGCGACUUCGUGGAGAAGUUCCGGUCAGAGGAGCUGUCGCUGGAGCAGCUGGUGGCUCUGGUGCUCAGGCUGGUGAGGGAGAUGGAGAUGAAAGCCAGGACACAGAUCUCCCUGGAAGGACUGAGGGGCAGUGUCCCUGUGGUCUGGCUGCUGGACACGGGCAUCAUUUCCCAGAAGACGUUUGAAGAACUGGCUCAGGGUGUAAGAACUCCCGAGGAAGUGGCUGAAAUGGAGAGCGUAAAGAGGUACUUGAAGGGCACAGGCAGCAUUGCUGGGGUCUUCAUAGAGGCAACCAAACAGAAGAUGAGCUUCUAUGACGCCAUGAAAAACAACCUCCUCCUCCCUGGUGCUGCUCUGAGGCUGCUCGAGGCUCAGGCAGCCACAGGGUACCUGACUGACCCUGCCACGAACCGGAGGCUCAGCGUGAGGGACGCCGUGAGAGCGGCCGUUGUUGGAGAGGAGCUGUCUGAGAAACUCCUUCAGGCUGAGAGGGCUGUGACGGGCUACACAGACCCCUACACCGGGGGCUCCAUCUCCCUGUGCCAGGCGCUCAGGAAGGAGCUCAUCCCCCUGGCAGAGGCCGUGCCCCUGCUGGAGGCCCAGCUGGCCACAGGAGGGGUGGUCGAUCCCAUCCACCACCUCCACCUGCCGCUCCAGGCUGCCUGCAGGUACGGCUUCUACGACGAGGAGCUGAACCAAACCCUCUCUCAGCUGGAUGACAGCACCAAGAGCUUUUUUGACCCAAACACCAAGGAGAACGUGACCUACCAGCAGCUGAAGGACCGGUGCAUUCGCGAUGCCGAGUCGGGUCUGUGGCUCCUCCCUCUGUCAGAAGACGCCAUGUUCUGCGUGGAUGAACAGACCAUGAAGGUGCUGAAAUCUGUGACUGUUUGUGUCAACGUGGGGCGGUUCAAAGGACAGACCGUGUCUGUCUGGGACCUCCUCAACUCUGAAUACUUCUCAGACAGCCAGAGAAGAGAGCUGGUGCAAAAGUACAAGGAUGAGAAGGCUGAGGUGCUGCAAGAAAUCACCACAAUUAUCACCACAAUCAUCCAAGAGACUGAGGCACAGGGCAAGAAGUUCGCAUUCAAGGGCCUGAGGAAAAGAGUUUCUGCCAGCGACCUCUUCCAGUCCCAGCUGAUUGACAAAAAAACCCUCGAUGAGCUCAACCAGGGGAAGAAAACAGUCAAAGAAGUGACUGAAAUGGAGUCUGUCCGCAGGUACCUGGAGGGCACUAAUUUCAUAGCAGGGGUCCUUAUCCAGCCAAGCAACGAGAAGAUGAGCAUCUACCAGGCCAUGUGGAAGGGCAUCCUGAGGCCGGGGACCGCCCUGGUGCUGCUGGAGGCACAGGCAGCCACCGGCUACAUCAUCGACCCUGAGAAAAACAAGAAGUUUUCGGUGGAGGAAGCGUUGGAGGUGGGUCUGAUUGGAGGGGAGAUUUUUGAAAAGCUGCUCUGUGCUGAGAGAGCCGUGACAGGCUACACGGACCCCUACACCAAAGCCCCCAUGUCCCUGUUUGAAGCCAUGAACCAAGGGCUGAUUGUGAAGAGCCACGGCAUCCGCUUGCUGGAGGCCCAGAUCGCCACGGGCGGCAUCAUCGACCCCGUGCACAGCCACCGUGUCCCCGUGGAGGUGGCCUACAAGCGUGGCUACUUCAACCAGGAGAUGAACCAGAUCCUCUCCGACCCCAGUGAUGACACCAAGGGCUUCUUCGACCCCAACACCCACGAGAACCUCACGUAUAUGCAGCUCCUGGAGAGAUGUGUCCAAGACCCGGACACCGGGCUGUACAUGCUGCAGGUUGUAAAGGAGGGAGGAAAAUAUUUCUACAUUGAUGAGUCCACAAAGCAGGCUUUACGCUCAAAGCCCCUUCAGGUGAAAGUUGGAAAGUUUAAGGACCAAACCGUUUCUGUCUGGGAAGUCCUCUGCUCUCACUACUUCUCAGAGCAGAAGAGGAAAGAGCUGGUAAUGCAGUACAAAAGCAAGAACAUAGCACUGGAAGAGCUGAUAUCCCUCAUCUUAAAAAUCAUCGAGGACACAGAGCGAAGAGGAGAAGCCCUCAAGGUCAAAGGACUGCGGGGUGAGGUGUCAGUGUCCGAGUUGUUCAACUCUGAGAUAAUUGACAAGAAAACUCUGGAUCAGCUCCAGGACGGGAGUCUCACCCUUGCCAGCCUCACAAAGAGGGACACCAUCCAAAGGUACCUGGACGGCACUGGAUGCAUCGCCGGCGUUCUCCUCCCGCUGAGGAAAGAGGUGAUGAGCAUCUACCAGGCGCUGAAGAAAGGCCUUCUCACAGAGCAGUGUGCCCUGGGGCUGCUGGAGGCACAGGCAGCCACCGGCUUCCUGGUGGACCCCCGGAGCCACCAGAAGCUCUCUGUGGAUGAAGCCGUGUCCUCUGGGCUGGUGGGCAGCGAGCUGCGUGAGCAGCUGCUGUCGGCAGAGAAAGCCGUGACGGGAUACACGGACCCUCAAACAGGGAAUAAAAUAUCUCUGUUCCAGGCUGUGAGGCAGAAGGUAAUAGUCAGGGAUCAGGGCAUCCGCCUGCUGGAGGCCCAGAUCGCCACUGGUGGCAUCAUUGACCCCUGGCAUGGCCACCGCCUGCCCCUGGAGGUGGCCUACAAGCGUGGGCACCUGGAUGAGGACAUGUUCCUCCUGCUUUCAGACCCAGACCACGGCAGCAAAGGAUUCAUAGAUCCCAACACUCACGAGAAGAUCAGUUACAGCCAGCUCCUGCAGAGGUGUGCCAAAGACAGGGAGAGUGGCUUGUACCUGCUGCAGGUGCUGGAAAAGGAAGGCGACUAUUUCUACAUUGAUGAGCAAACCAAAAACGCCCUGUUGUGCACCAAGGUCCAGGUGCCCGUGGGAAAAUACAAGGGACAGGUGUUGUCGCUGUGGGAGCUCCUCUGCUCUGAGUACAUCACAGAGGAGAAGAGAAAAGAGCUGGUGAAAAAGUACAAAGCAGAAUCCCAGCACAUUGUGCAAGGAAUCAUUGAGACAAUACUGAAGAUCAUCAGGGAAAAAGAAGAGGACAGAAGCGAUGUGUGGUUCCAGGGAAUCCGACAGCAAAUCACAGCAUCAGAACUCCUCAGUGCACAAAUAAUUACAGAGGAAACAAUAGAAAAACUCCAGAAAGGCAAAGAGACGGCUCAAGAAAUAGCAAAAUUGGAGAGUGUGAGGAGGUACCUUGAGGGAACUGGAAGCAUCGCUGGCGUGCUGGUGCCCUCCAAGGCUGACCCAAGCAAGAUGGAGAAGAUGAGCAUCUACCAGGCCAUGUGGAAGGGCAUCCUGAGGCAGGGAACGGCGCUGGUGCUGCUGGAGGCCCAGGCGGCCACAGGUUUCAUUGUUGAUCCAGUGAAGAACCAGAAGCUCUCUGUGGAAGAGGCUGUGUCCUCUGGGCUGGUGGGCAGUGAGCUGAAAAACAAACUUCUAAGUGCCGAGAAAGCUGUGACGGGCUACACCCACCCCUACACAGGACAAAAGAUGUCCCUGUUCCAGGCCAUGAAACAGGAUCUCAUAGUCAGGGACCAUGGCAUCCGCCUGCUGGAGGCCCAGAUUGCCACGGGCGGCAUCAUCGACCCCGUGCACAGCCACCGCCUGCCCGUGGAGGUGGCCUACAAGCGUGGCUACUUCGACCAGGAGAUGAGCCAGAUCCUGUCUGACCCUGGCGAUGACACCAAGGGCUUCUUUGACCCCAACACCCACGAGAACCUGACCUACCUGCAGCUGCUGCGCCGCUGCGUGCCCGACCCUGACACGGGGCUGCUGAUGCUGCAGCUGAUGGACAAGGGCUCCGUGCUCUACCAGCUGAGCGAGGAUGCCCGCAGAGCCCUGCAGGCCGCGCGCACCACGCUGGCUGUGGGGCUCUUCCAGGGCCAGAGCGUCACCGUCUGGGAGCUCCUCUUCUCCCGCUACGUCCCUGAGCACCGGCGCCAGGAGCUCCUGCGCCAGUACAAGGCAGGAACAGUCACCAUUGCACAGAUAAUCGACAUCCUCGUGCACAUCAUCACCAGGGCUGAGGCCCAGGGCCACAGUGACAAUGGAGUCCCCAAGGCCACAGAAAAGGAGAUCCUGCCUGAACCCAUCCAGAAUGGUAGUGCCUCAAAGUCCCAGAAGGAAGAGAAACAGGAACAGGAGCAGGAGCAGGAGCAGGAGCUGGAACGGUCUCUCAAGUCCUACACAGUGGAGGUCUCAGCAGGCGGCUUCCACGGCAGGAAGGUGUCCCUGUGGGAGCUGCUCUUCUCCAAGUUCGUGUCCGAGGCCAAGCGCCAGGAGCUGCUGGGGCGGCUGCGGGCCGGGAGCCUGGCGCUGGCCGAGCUGGCCACGCUGCUCACCCUGCUGGUGGAGGAGGCAGCACAGCGCGGCAGCAGCGUGAAAUUCACGGGCCUCCGGAGGCAGGUGAGCGCCUCGGACCUGCUGGACUCGGGCAUCAUCGACACGGGCACGCUGGCCGAGCUGGUGCAGGGCGCCAGGACCGUGCAGGAGGUGACGCAGAUGGCCUCGGUCAAGCGCUACCUGGACGGCACGGGCGUCAUCGCCGGCGUGCUGGUGCCCUCCAAGGCCGAGCCAAGCAAGAUGGAGAAGAUGAGCAUCUACCAGGCCAUGUGGAAGGGCAUCCUGAGGCAGGGAACAGCGCUGGUGCUGCUGGAGGCCCAGGCGGCCACCGGCUCUGUGGACCCGGUCAAGAACCAGAAGCUCUCAGUGGACGAGGCCGUGUCCUCUGGGCUGGUGGGCAGUGAGCUGCACGAGAAGCUGCUGUCAGCAGAGAGGGCCGUGACGGGCUACUCUGACCCCUACACAGGGGACAAGAUCUCCCUGUUCCAGGCCAUGAAGAAGGAGCUGAUCGUCAGGGACCACGGCAUCCGCCUGCUGGAGGCCCAGAUUGCCACCGGCGGCAUCAUUGACCCCGUGCACAGCCACCGCCUGCCCGUGGAGGUGGCCUACAAGCGUGGCUACUUCGACCAGGAGAUGAGCCAGAUCCUGUCUGACCCCGGCGACGACACCAAGGGCUUCUUUGACCCCAACACCCACGAGAACCUGACCUACCUGCAGCUGCUGCGCCGCUGCGUGCCCGACCCGGACACGGGGCUGCUGAUGCUGCAGCUGAUGGACAAGGGCUCCGUGCUCUACCAGCUGAGCGAGGAUGCCCGCAGAGCCCUGCAGGCCGCGCGCACCACGCUGGCUGUGGGGCUCUUCCAGGGCCAGAGCGUCACCGUCUGGGAGCUCCUCUUCUCCCGCUACGUCCCUGAGCACCGGCGCCAGGAGCUCCUGCGCCAGUACAAGGCCACAGAAAAGGAGAUCCUGCCUGAACUCAUCCAGAACGGCAGUGCCUCAAAGUCCCAGAAGGAACAUCAACUGAAACAGGAGCAGGAGGAGAAGAUGGAGCGGUCCCUCAAGUCCCACAUGGUGAAGGUCUCGGCCGGCGGCUUCCAUGGCAGGAAGGUGUCCCUGUGGGAGCUGCUCUUCUCCAAGUUCGUGUCCGAGGACAAGCGCCAGGAGCUGCUGGGGCGGCUGCGGGCCGGGAGCCUGGCGCUGGCCGAGCUGGCCACGCUGCUCACCCUGCUGGUGGAGGAGGCAAGCCAGCGCGGCAGCAGCGUGAAAUUCACGGGCCUCCGGAGGCAGGUGAGCGCCUCGGACCUGCUGGACUCGGGCAUCAUCGACACAGGCACGCUGGCCGAGCUGGUGCAGGGCGCCAGGACCGUGCAGGAGGUGACGCAGAUGGCCUCGGUCAAGCGCUACCUGGACGGCACGGGCGUCAUCGCCGGCGUGCUGGUGCCCUCCAAGGCCGAGCCAAGCAAGAUGGAGAAGAUGAGCAUCUACCAGGCCAUGUGGAAGGGCAUCCUGAGGCAGGGAACGGCGCUGGUGCUGCUGGAGGCCCAGGCGGCCACCGGCUUCCUGGUGGACCCGGUCAAGAACCAGAAGCUCUCAGUGGACGAGGCCGUGUCCUCUGGGCUGGUGGGCAGUGAGCUGCACGAGAAGCUGCUGUCGGCUGAGAGGGCCGUGACGGGCUACUCUGACCCCUACACAGGGGACAAGAUCUCCCUGUUCCAGGCCAUGAAGAAGGAGCUGAUCGUCAGGGACCACGGCAUCCGCCUGCUGGAGGCCCAGAUUGCCACCGGCGGCAUCAUCGACCCCGUGCACAGCCACCGCCUGCCCGUGGAGGUGGCCUACAAGCGUGGCUACUUCGACCAGGAGAUGAGCCAGAUCCUGUCUGACCCCGGCGAUGACACCAAGGGCUUCUUUGACCCCAACACCCAUGAGAACCUGACCUACCUGCAGCUGCUGCGCCGCUGCGUGCCCGACCCGGACACGGGGCUGCUGAUGCUGCAGCUGAUGGACAAGGGCUCCGUGCUCUACCAGCUGAGCGAGGAUGCCCGCAGAGCCCUGCAGGCCGCGCGCACCACGCUGGCUGUGGGGCUCUUCCAGGGCCAGAGCGUCACCGUCUGGGAGCUCCUCUUCUCCCGCUACGUCCCUGAGCACCGGCGCCAGGAGCUCCUGCGCCAGUACAAGGCGGGGACAGUCACCAUUGCACAGAUGAUCGACAUCCUCGUGCAAAUCAUCACCAGGGCUGAGGCCCAGGGCCAAAGUGACAAUGGAGUCCCCAAGGCCACAGAAAAGGAGAUCCUGCCUGAACCCAUCCAGAAUGGUAGCGCCUCAAAGUCCCAGAAGGAAGAGAAACAGAAACUGGAACAGGAGAAGGAGGAGGAGCUGGAGCGGUCACUCAAGUCCCACACGGUGGAGGUCUCGGCAGGCGGCUUCCACGGCAGGAAGGUGUCCCUGUGGGAGCUGCUCUUCUCCAAGUUCGUGUCCGAGGCCAAGCGCCAGGAGCUGCUGGGGCGGCUGCGGGCCGGGAGCCUGGCGCUGGCCGAGCUGGCCACGCUGCUCACCCUGCUGGUGGAGGAGGCGGCGCAGCGCGGCAGCAGCGUGAAAUUCACGGGCCUCCGGAGGCAGGUGAGCGCCUCGGACCUGCUGGACUCGGGCAUCAUCGACACGGGCACGCUGGCCGAGCUGGUGCAGGGCGCCAGGACCGUGCAGGAGGUGACGCAGAUGGCCUCGGUCAAGCGCUACCUGGACGGCACGGGCGUCAUCGCCGGCGUGCUGGUGCCCUCCAAGGCCGAGCCAAGCAAGAUGGAGAAGAUGAGCAUCUACCAGGCCAUGUGGAAGGGCAUCCUGAGGCAGGGAACGGCGCUGGUGCUGCUGGAGGCCCAGGCGGCCACCGGCUUCCUGGUGGACCCGGUCAAGAACCAGAAGCUCUCAGUGGACGAGGCCGUGUCCUCUGGGCUGGUGGGCAGUGAGCUGCACGAGAAGCUGCUGUCGGCUGAGAGGGCCGUGACGGGCUACUCUGACCCCUACACAGGGGACAAGAUCUCCCUGUUCCAGGCCAUGAAGAAGGAGCUGAUCGUCAGGGACCACGGCAUCCGCCUGCUGGAGGCCCAGAUUGCCACCGGCGGCAUCAUCGACCCCGUGCACAGCCACCGCCUGCCCGUGGAGGUGGCCUACAAGCGUGGCUACUUCGACCAGGAGAUGAGCCAGAUCCUGUCUGACCCCGGCGACGACACCAAGGGCUUCUUUGACCCCAACACCCACGAGAACCUGACCUACCUGCAGCUGCUGCGCCGCUGCGUGCCCGACCCGGAUACGGGGCUUUAUUUCCUCAAUAUUGGUCCUGGAGCCAUCACUCCCCAGGACAGCACAGGGUACCUGGGCCAGGUGCGCUCCCCGCAGGGUCCCGGAGCCACCACCCCCAGCACAGGUACCUGGGCCAGCAAGAUGGAGAAGAUGAGCAUCUACCAGGCCAUGUGGAAGGGCAUCCUGAGGCAGGGAACAGCGCUGGUGCUGCUGGAGGCCCAGGCGGCCACCGGCUUCCUGGUGGACCCGGUCAAGAACCAGAAGCUCUCAGUGGACGAGGCCGUGUCCUCUGGGCUGGUGGGCAGUGAGCUGCACGAGAAGCUGCUGUCGGCUGAGAGGGCCGUGACGGGCUACUCUGACCCCUACACAGGGGACAAGAUCUCCCUGUUCCAGGCCAUGAAGAAGGAGCUGAUCGUCAGGGACCACGGCAUCCGCCUGCUGGAGGCCCAGAUUGCCACGGGCGGCAUCAUCGACCCCGUGCACAGCCACCGCCUGCCCGUGGAGGUGGCCUACAAGCGUGGCUACUUCGACCAGGAGAUGAGCCAGAUCCUGUCUGACCCCGGCGACGACACCAAGGGCUUCUUUGACCCCAACACCCACGAGAACCUGACCUACCUGCAGCUGCUGCGCCGCUGCGUGCCCGACCCUGACACGGGGCUGCUGAUGCUGCAGCUGAUGGACAAGGGCUCCGUGCUCUACCAGCUGAGCGAGGAUGCCCGCAGAGCCCUGCAGGCCGCGCGCACCACGCUGGCUGUGGGGCUCUUCCAGGGCCAGAGCGUCACCGUCUGGGAGCUCCUCUUCUCCCGCUACGUCCCUGAGCACCGGCGCCAGGAGCUCCUGCGCCAGUACAAGGCGGGGACAGUCACCAUUGCACAGAUGAUCGACAUCCUCGUGCAAAUCAUCACCAGGGCAGAGGGUCACAGUGAAAAUGGAGUCCCCAAGGCCACAGAAAAGGAGAUCCUGCCUGAACCCAUCCAGAAUGGUAGCGCCUCAAAGUCCCAGAAAGAAGAGAAACGGAAACAGGAACAGGAGCAGGAGCAGGAGCUGGAGCGGUCCCUCAAGUCCCACAUGGUGGAAGUCUCAGCUGGCGGCUUCCACAGCAGGAAGGUGUCCCUGUGGGAGCUGCUCUUCUCCAAGUUCGUGUCCGAGGCCAAGCGCCAGGAGCUGCUGGGGCAGCUGCGGGCCGGGAGCCUGGCGCUGGCCGAGCUGGCCACGCUGCUCACCCUGCUGGUGGAGGAGGCAGCACAGCGCGGCAGCAGCGUGAAAUUCACGGGCCUCCGGAGGCAGGUGAGCGCCUCGGACCUGCUGGACUCAGGCAUCAUCGACACGGGCACGCUGGCCGAGCUGGUGCAGGGCGCCAGGACCGUGCAGGAGGUGACGCAGAUGGCCUCGGUCAAGCGCUACCUGGACGGCACGGGCGUCAUCGCCGGCGUGCUGGUGCCCUCCAAGGCUGAGCCAAGCAAGAUGGAGAAGAUGAGCAUCUACCAGGCCAUGUGGAAGGGCAUCCUGAGGCAGGGAACAGCGCUGGUGCUGCUGGAGGCACAGGCGGCCACCGGCUUCCUGGUGGACCCGGUCAAGAACCAGAAGCUCUCAGUGGACGAGGCCGUGUCCUCUGGGCUGGUGGGCAGUGAGCUGCACGAGAAGCUGCUGUCAGCAGAGAGGGCCGUGACGGGCUACUCUGACCCCUACACGGGGGACAAGAUCUCCCUGUUCCAGGCCAUGAAGAAGGAGCUGAUCGUCAGGGACCACGGCAUCCGCCUGCUGGAGGCCCAGAUUGCCACGGGCGGCAUCAUCGACCCCGUGCACAGCCACCGCCUGCCCGUGGAGGUGGCCUACAAGCGUGGCUACUUCGACCAGGAGAUGAAUCAGAUCCUGUCUGACCCUGGCGACGACACAAAGGGUUUCUUCGACCCCAACACCCACGAGAACCUGACCUACCUGCAGCUGCUGCGCCGCUGCGUGCCCGACCCGGACACGGGGCUGCUGAUGCUGCAGCUGAUGGACAAGGGCUCCGUGCUCUACCAGCUGAGCGAGGAUGCCCGCAGAGCCCUGCAGGCCGCGCGCACCACGCUGGCUGUGGGGCUCUUCCAGGGCCAGAGCGUCACCGUCUGGGAGCUCCUCUUCUCCCGCUACGUCCCUGAGCACCGGCGCCAGGAGCUCCUACGUCAGUACAAGGCGGGGACAGUCACCAUUGCACAGAUGAUCGACAUCCUCGUGCAAAUCAUCACCAGGGCAGAGGGUCACAGUGAAAAUGGAGUCCCCAAGGCCACAGAAAAGGAGAUCCUGCCUGAACCCAUCCAGAAUGGUAGCGCCUCAAAGUCCCAGAAAGAAGAGAAACGGAAACAGGAACAGGAGCAGGAGCAGGAGCUGGAGCGGUCCCUCAAGUCCCACAUGGUGGAAGUCUCAGCUGGCGGCUUCCACAGCAGGAAGGUGUCCCUGUGGGAGCUGCUCUUCUCCAAGUUCGUGUCCGAGGCCAAGCGCCAGGAGCUGCUGGGGCGGCUGCGGGCCGGGAGCCUGGCGCUGGCCGAGCUGGCCACGCUGCUCACCCUGCUGGUGGAGGAGGCAGCACAGCGCGGCAGCAGCGUGAAAUUCACGGGCCUCCGGAGGCAGGUGAGCGCCUCGGACCUGCUGGACUCGGGCAUCAUCGACACGGGCACGCUGGCCGAGCUGGUGCAGGGCGCCAGGACCGUGCAGGAGGUGACGCAGAUGGCCUCGGUCAAGCGCUACCUGGACGGCACGGGCGUCAUCGCCGGCGUGCUGGUGCCCUCCAAGGCUGAGCCAAGCAAGAUGGAGAAGAUGAGCAUCUACCAGGCCAUGUGGAAGGGCAUCCUGAGGCAGGGAACAGCGCUGGUGCUGCUGGAGGCCCAGGCGGCCACCGGCUUCCUGGUGGACCCGGUCAAGAACCAGAAGCUCUCAGUGGACGAGGCCGUGUCCUCUGGGCUGGUGGGCAGUGAGCUGCACGAGAAGCUGCUGUCAGCAGAGAGGGCCGUGACGGGCUACUCUGACCCCUACACGGGGGACAAGAUCUCCCUGUUCCAGGCCAUGAAGAAGGAGCUGAUCGUCAGGGACCACGGCAUCCGCCUGCUGGAGGCCCAGAUUGCCACGGGCGGCAUCAUCGACCCCGUGCACAGCCACCGCCUGCCCGUGGAGGUGGCCUACAAGCGUGGCUACUUCGACCAGGAGAUGAAUCAGAUCCUGUCUGACCCUGGCGACGACACAAAGGGUUUCUUCGACCCCAACACCCACGAGAACCUGACCUACCUGCAGCUGCUGCGCCGCUGCGUGCCCGACCCUGACACGGGGCUUUAUUUCCUCAAUAUUGACAGCACAGGGUACCUGGGCCAGGUGUGCUCCCUGAAGGGUCCUGGAGCCAUCACUCCCCCAGCACAGCACAGGUACCUGGGCCAGGUGCGCUCCCUGCAGGGUCCUGGAGUUACCUUCCCCUCCCAGGACAGCACAGGGUACCUGGGCCAGGUGCGCUCCCCGCAUUGUCCUAGAGCCACCUAUUCCCAGAACAGGCCGGCGGGAGGAGGAGGAGGAGGAUCAGGAUCAGGAUCAGGAUCAUCAUCAUCGGAGCCUGCCGGCGAUCCAGCCUCUCUGGAUUCACGGCCAGGAGACACGCCCAGCACGCCACAGGAGCAGGAUUCUGUCCCAGAGACGAUGAGGAAGAUGAGUGGAUGCUCCAUAAACAACGAGCAGAGCAGCCCAGGUGAGCACAAGGAGAUGGACGGGGACGGCGGCAGCAGCUUCAUCGCCGGAGUCUUCCUCCAGGCCAAGGGGAAGAGGCUGAGCAUCCACGAGGCCAUGGUGAGGGGCAUGCUGAGCCCGGGCACGGCGCUGGUGCUGCUGGAGGCCCAGGCGGCCUCGGGGCUGCUCACGGACCCGGCCAGCGCCGCGCGGCUCUCGGUGACGGAGGCGCUGGCUCAGGGGCUCAUUGGCCACGACUUCUACGAGAAGCUGCUGUCGGCCGAGGGAGCCGUGACCGGGUACACGGAGCCCUACACGGGCCGCAGGAUCUCCCUGUUCCAGGCCAUGCAGAAGGGGCUGAUCGUCAGGGACCACGGCAUCCGCCUGCUGCAGGCCCAGAUCGCCACCGGCGGCAUCAUCGACCCCGUGCGCGGCCACCGUGUCCCCGUGGAGGUGGCCUACAAGCGUGGCUACUUCGAUGAAGAGAUGAACCAGAUCCUUUCCGACCCUGAGAAUCAAACGAGGACUUGCUUCGACCCCAACACCCACGAGAACCUGACCUACCUGCAGCUGCUGCGCCGCUGCGUGCCCGACCCGGACACGGGGCUGCUGAUGCUGCAGCUGAUGGACAAGGGCUCCGUGCUCUACCAGCUGAGCGAGGAUGCCCGCAGAGCCCUGCAGGCCGCGCGCACCACGCUGGCUGUGGGGCUCUUCCAGGGCCAGAGCGUCACCGUCUGGGAGCUCCUCUUCUCCCGCUACGUCCCCGAGCACCAGAGAGAGAAGCUGCUCAGGAGAUACAAGGCGGGGGCAGUGAGCAUUGCACAGAUGAUCGAGGUCCUCACCGCCACCAUCACGGCAGCAGAAAGGGACAGCGGGGCUCUGCGCUCACCCACAGCCAAGCCCAACAACGAGGCGAGGGCGUCACCCCCAGCUCAGGACACGCAGGCCCAGGAGCAGCAGCUCAGGAAGUCCCUCAAGUCCAUGACGGUCCGUGUUACUGCUGGGGAGUUCCGGGGGCAAAACGUGUCUGUGCUGGACCUGCUCUUCUCCAGAUACGUGCCUCAGGACAAGCGUCAGGAGCUGCUGGAGCUGUACAGGGCAGGGAUACUGAGCACAGAGCAGGUGGGCGCUGUGGUCACCACCAUGGUGAACCGGACAGAGGCCGCGAACGCCGCGCGGGUGGUGAACACCAGGGGCACACACAGGGCAGUGCCAGCAGCUGGGGAGGGUGAAAAGGAUUGUUCAGAACACCUGGAUGAGGCCCUGAGGUGCACCACCAUCAGUGUGCCGGCUGGGGAGCUGCAGGGACAGCAGGUGUCCCUGUGGGACCUGAUCUUCUCUGAUUACAUCCCCGAGGAGAAGAGGGAGGAGCUGCUGGACCUGUACCAUGAGAGGUUAUUAACUCUGGAGCAGAUGACAACUGUUGUCAGCACUCUGAUUAGGAAAAAAGAAUCUGCAGGCAGGAAAUUGCACAUUACAGUCAAGAGUUCCAGCAAGGACCCCGUGACAGCAGCAGGAGAGGAGGGUGAUGACAAACCUCCCAGAGAGGAAGCCUGGAAAACAACCCUGAAAACCACAAUGGUCCACGUGGAGGCUCCAGAGUUCCAGGGCAGGCAGGUGUCCCUGUGGGACCUGCUGCACUCCCGCUACAUCCCCGAGGAGAACAGGAGGGAGGUGCUGGAGCUCUACGAGGCAGGAGAGCUGAGCCUGGAGCAGGUGAGGACCGUUGUCACCACCAUUGUCACCAGGACAGCAGCAGCAGAGACAGCAGAGUCUGUGAGUGGUCCCAGGGCAGAGCCGGUGGCCACAGAGGCUGAACCCACGGCCCUGGAUGGGGAUGGGGCCUGGGAGGAGACCCUGAAGGCCACCAGAGCCGAGGUGUCAGUGGGGGAGUUCCAGGAUGGACAGACUUCCCUGUGGGACCUGCUCUUCUCUGACCACAUCCCCGAGGAGAAGCGGCAGGAGCUGCUGGAGCUGUACCGUGGGGGGACGCUGCCCUUGGAGCAGUUAAUGCUUGUUGUCACCACUCUCAUCAAGAAAAAAGAAUCUGCAAGCAGGAAAUUCCAAAUUUCAGUCAAGAGUUCCAACAGGGAUCCUGUGACAGCAGCAGGAGAGGAGGGUGACCACCAUCCCAAAGAGGAACCCUGGAAAACAACCCUGAAAACCACAAUGGUCCACGUGGAGGCUCCAGAGUUCCAGGGCCAUGAGGUCUCGCUGUGGGACCUGCUGCACUCCCGCUACAUCCCCGAGGAGAACAGGAGGGAGGUGCUGGAGCUCUACGAGGCAGGAGAGCUGAGCCUGGAGCAGGUGAGGACCGUUGUCACCACCAUUGUCACCAGGACAGCAGCAGCAGAGAGAGCAGAGAGAACAGCGCCUGUGAGUGGUCCCAGGGCAGAGCCGGUGGCCACAGAGGCUGAACCCACGGCCCUGGAUGGGGAUGGGGCCUGGGAGGAGACCCUGAAGGCCACCAGAGCCGAGGUGUCAGUGGGGGAGUUCCAGGGCAGGCAGGUGUCCCUGUGGGACCUGCUCUUCUCUGACCACAUCCCCGAGGAGAAGCGGCAGGAGCUGCUGGAGCUGUACCGUGGGGGGACGCUGCCCUGA
This is a messenger RNA of Zonotrichia leucophrys gambelii, 17460 nucleotides long. RefSeq names its product epiplakin 1 (gene EPPK1). NCBI's taxonomy places the organism in Eukaryota, Metazoa, Chordata, Aves, Passeriformes, Passerellidae. The record is from RefSeq and is a predicted model, not a curated record. Gene Ontology annotation, molecular function: structural molecule activity; keratin filament binding. Gene Ontology annotation, cellular component: keratin filament; cytoplasm; membrane. Gene Ontology annotation, biological process: wound healing; intermediate filament bundle assembly.